GAGUCUGAGUUCUACAAAGAGAGUCCUAAAAAUAAACCCAACAUGGGAAAGUUCUUAUCUUUCUCUUCCCUCUCAGUUCUCAUCACCUUCUUCAUUGCCAUCUCUGCCAUAAUUCCACAAAGCCAAGUCACAGCACUUCCUCUCUCCACAAACUCAAGGUGGAUAGUAGAUGAGAAUGGGCAAAGAGUAAAAUUAGCAUGUGUGAACUGGGUCUCACAUCUAGAAGCAGUGGUAGCAGAAGGACUAAGCAAGCAACCAAUGGACAUGAUUGCCAAGAAAAUUGUUUCAAUGGGAUUCAACUGUGUUAGACUUACUUGGCCACUUUACUUGGUUACUAAUGAUACUUUGGCUUCUCUCAGUGUAAGACAGUCAUUUCAAGGCCUUGGUUUGCUUGAAUCUAUUUCUGGUAUUCAGGCUAACAAUCCUUCCAUCAUUGAUCUUCCUCUCAUCAAGGCUUAUCAGGCAGUGGUGUCUAGCCUUGGGGACAACAAUGUGAUGGUGAUAUUAGACAAUCAUAUAAGCAAGCCUGGUUGGUGUUGCAGUAACUUUGACGGCAAUGGUUUCUUUGGUGAUACUUAUUUUAAUCCAGAUCUAUGGAUCAAGGGCUUAACCCAGAUGGCCACCUUGUUUAAUGGUGUGACUAAUGUAAUUGGUAUGAGCCUGAGGAAUGAGCUUCGCGGCCAGAAACAGAACGUAAACGAUUGGUACAGGUACAUGGAAAAAGGAGCAGAAGCAGUGCAUUCAGCAAACCCGGAUGUUCUUGUUAUUCUAUCUGGUCUGAAUUAUGACAAAGACUUCUCAUUCCUGCGCAAUCGUCCGGUGAACCUCUCGUUCACAGGAAAAGUAGUUUUUGAGGUACAUUGGUACGGGUUUUCAGACGGGCAGGCAUGGAGAAGUGGAAACCCUAACCAAGUGUGUGGAAGAGUGGUUGACAAUUUGAUGAGAAUUUCAGGAUUUUUGCUAGAGCAAGGAUGGCCAAUGUUUGUGAGCGAGUUUGGAGUUGACCAAAGAGGUACAAAUGUGAAUGAUAAUAGGUACCUGGGUUGCUUCAUUGGUGUAGCAGCUGAACUUGACUGGGACUGGGCCUUGUGGACACUGGUUGGAAGUUAUUAUUUGAGGCAAGGGGUGAUAGGGUUAAAUGAGUAUUAUGGGGUGCUGAAUUGGAAUUGGUGUGAUGUCAGGAAUUCAAGCUUCUUGCAGCAAAUAUCUGCCCUUCAAUCCCCUUUUCAAGGGCCAGGUCUUUCAGAAACUAACCCACAUAAAGUGAUUUUCCACCCAUCAACUGGUCUUUGCGUUCAGAGAAAAUCAAUGCUGGAGCCACUGAGGUUGGGCUCUUGCACCGAUUCUGAAGCUUGGAGAUACACAUCUGAGAACACGUUAACUCUCAGGGGGACAUAUUUCUGCUUACAAGCGGAUGAAUUGGGCAAGCCAGCAAAGCUUGGCAUAAUUUGUACAGACUCUACUUCAAAAUGGGAUGUUAUUUCAGAUUCUAAAAUGCACCUUUCAUCGAAGAUCACCAAUGGCACAGCCGUCUGCCUUGACGUAGACUCCAACAACACCAUUGUUAUAAGUACUUGCAAAUGUUUGAGUAGAGAUAACACGUGUGACCCAGAAAGCCAGUGGUUCAAAUUAGUGAACAGCACAAGAAGUUCAGCCACAGCAAAGCCCUCCCUUCGAAUCAAUUCGAUCUUGUUGGACUUGCCAGCAAAGGAAUUCUUUUGGAAGUUUUUGGGGUUAGCAUAAUCGGAGAGGCCAAUGAAGCAACUUGACAUGGAAGUAAACAUUUGUUUGAAGAGUGCAAAUUCUCUUCAAUAAUUACAUUUAUAUUUAACCCAACAUAAAAAUUACAGAGGUUGAAGUUUA
Molecule: messenger RNA, 1863 nt
Organism: Ricinus communis (castor bean)
Lineage: Eukaryota; Viridiplantae; Streptophyta; Magnoliopsida; Malpighiales; Euphorbiaceae
Product: glycosyl hydrolase 5 family protein
Exons: 4
Coding region: 43-1743 (566 amino acids)
Molecular function (GO): hydrolase activity, hydrolyzing O-glycosyl compounds
Source: RefSeq, a predicted model, not a curated record